AUGGGAGCGAAAGAAGCGAGCAAAAACGAGCGUGCUGGACCGAAAUCCAGUUCGAAAAGCAAACCGCUCAAGAACAAUCAGCGGCGGACCAAGAGACUCCGGAAGUCAUCGCUAAGCAAGGCCCAACGCAACUUUGCCGUGUUCAACAAGGACGGUGCCCACAUUAACAAGUACGAGAACCUUGAGCUGGACAAUAUUGAGUCCGAGGGCGAUGACGGAAGCGAGAGAACGCAAGAAUCGAGCGAGGCGCCCACCACCGAGGCAACGCCAGAGAGUGAGGAACCUCAAAAAGAGCAGGCCCAGGAUAAUGCGCUGGAUGAUAACCAGGAUUACAUUUCGCUCAGCAUGAGCUCUGAAGAGGAACAGGAAAGCGAAGAAGAGGCCCCAGAUGAGGCUGGCGGCGAACACCCCGGCGGCGACGCCGCACAGCCAAGGACGCUUAACACUGACUACCCCUGGAUCCUCAACCACGACCACUCUAAACAGCGUGAAAUUGCCGACUGGCUCACGCUUGAAAUCAAAGACUUCGUCGCGUACAUAUCGCCUAGUCAAGAGGAGAUCCGCGUGAGAAACUCGACCAUCUCUAAAAUCCGUAAUGCUGUUAAGGAUCUAUGGCCGGACGCCGACCUGCACGUUUUCGGGUCCUUCGCUACUGAUUUGUACCUUCCCGGGUCGGAUAUUGACUGCGUGAUCAACAGUAGUAGUGGCGACAAGGAAAACAGGAACUGCCUGUACUCGCUGGCGAGCUUCUUGAAGCGCCGGAAGCUAGCGACCCAGGUCGAGGUCAUUUCUAAAGCCCGAGUCCCUAUCAUCAAAUUCGUGGAACCAAUUUCUCAGAUUCACAUCGAUAUCUCUUUCGAAAGAGUCAACGGACUGGAAGCCGCCCGUGUCAUUCGUGGCUGGUUGAAAGAGACCCCAGGAUUGCGUGAGCUCGUGUUGAUCGUGAAACAGUUUCUUGCCGCAAGGAGACUCAAUAUGGUGCACACCGGCGGUCUCGGUGGUUUCAGCAUUAUCUGUUUAGUAUACGCCUUUCUGCAGCUGCAUCCAAGGGUAAUAAGCUCAGACAUCGAUAGCAUGGAAAACUUGGGUAUACUGCUGAUCGACUUUUUCGAACUCUACGGUAAGAACUUUGGGUACGAUCACGUAGCCAUUUCUGUUACCGACAGCGGUGCUCGUUACUUGUCUAAGGAACUCUACGGCAGCCUGCAAAAUCCUAGGACUUCCUUCGCACUUGCUAUUCAGGACCCCGGAGACAAGGAUAACAACAUCAGUCGUGGGUCUUUCAACAUACGAGACAUCAAAAAAGCCUUCGCUGGUGCUUUUGAUCUACUAACAAACCGCUGUUUUGAGCUGGAUGCCGCUACCUUCAAGGACAGGGUGGGCAAAAGCAUUUUAGGCAACGUUAUCAAGUACCGUGGGAAACAGAGGGACUUCAAGGAUGAAAGAAAUCUGGUUGUUAACAAGGCAAUAGCAGAGAAUGAGACGUACCAUCGCAAGCGUGGUCGGAUCGUUCAUGAGGAAGUGUUUACGGACGUAAGCGAUGGCGAGAAAGAAGACGACAUAUACACGGUGGAAGAGCCGGCUAAGAAGAAGCCAAAAAAGGCAAAAAAAGCGAAGAAAGCCAAGAAGGAAACCAAGGCCAGCAGUAGUAGCGUGGACACUCUGAUGGGCCUCGACACUCAAGAUGACGCCGACGAAGACGGCUACGACCCUUCCAAUGAAGCCCCCUCGACGCUAGCUUUAGAAGACGCGAGAUCUGACAUCAGAAAAAAAUCGGUCGACGCACAAACAAAACGGGAUUAUUGGCUCAGCAAGGGCCAGGCGCUAUAA
Lachancea thermotolerans CBS 6340 is the source of this 1830-nucleotide messenger RNA. RefSeq names its product non-canonical poly(A) polymerase TRF5 (gene TRF5). The record is from RefSeq and is a predicted model, not a curated record. The transcript has a single exon. NCBI's taxonomy places the organism in Eukaryota, Fungi, Ascomycota, Saccharomycetes, Saccharomycetales, Saccharomycetaceae. The coding region runs from base 1 to 1830 and encodes 609 amino acids. Gene Ontology annotation, biological process: RNA 3'-end processing. Gene Ontology annotation, molecular function: poly(A) RNA polymerase activity; mRNA binding. Gene Ontology annotation, cellular component: TRAMP complex; nucleolus.